Cotesia glomerata is the source of this 930-nucleotide messenger RNA. RefSeq names its product zinc finger CCHC-type and RNA-binding motif-containing protein 1-like. Gene Ontology annotation, molecular function: RNA binding; zinc ion binding. Bases 72 to 800 code for a protein of 242 amino acids. Gene Ontology annotation, cellular component: U12-type spliceosomal complex. The record is from RefSeq and is a predicted model, not a curated record. Gene Ontology annotation, biological process: mRNA splicing, via spliceosome. NCBI's taxonomy places the organism in Eukaryota, Metazoa, Arthropoda, Insecta, Hymenoptera, Braconidae. The transcript is spliced from 4 exons.
CACAUGACAUCUGUGAGGUAUCAGCUGACUUUAAAAAUAUUUAAGAAAAUUAUUCAGAUCUCUAACAAAUAAUGAGUGGCGGAUUAGCACCAAGUAAAUCAACAGUUUAUAUAUCUAAUCUACCAUUUUCACUGACCAACAAUGACAUCCACCAACUUUUGGAGUCCCAUGGUAAAAUUGUCAAAGUAACAGUUGUCAAAGAUAAAAUAUCACGUCGCAGCAAAGGAGUCGCGUUUGUAUUAUUUCUCAACCGUGAAGAUGCUACUAAUUGCGCUAAAAAUUUAAACAACACUCAGAUCGGAGGACGUACAAUAAAGUGCUCCAUAGCGGUCGACAAUGGUCGCAGCACGGAGUUUAUCAGACGUCGGGACUACCCUGACAAAUCCAAGUGUUGGGAAUGUGGGGAAUCUGGUCACCUAUCUUAUUCGUGUGAACAAAAUACUUUGGGAGCCAGAGAACCUCCUCCCAAGAAGAUUAAACGCAAGAAAAAUAAAGAUUCCUUGACCAAUAGUUCCGAGUACUACGAGUCUGACGAAGACGAUGAGUCACAUCCGAGACCAGCGAGACCCCCUCAGGAUAUUUAUAGUUUUAAUGAUUAUAAAGAAGAGCCGGAUGUCGAGAGCUUAAGCGCGGCUAUCAGACAUGAGCAAGAGCAAAUCGAGCUCGAGAAAUAUCGGUACAAGGUAGCAACAGGUGAGUACAACAGUGACCCUGAAAAAGAGAGUGAAGUUAAGCCUAAGUUAAAAAGGAUUAAAAAAAAUAAUUACUUCAGUGAUGAAGAGGAAGAAUUGAGUGAUUAGGAUUUAUGUUAAUAAAUAAUUAUUUAAGCUUGUUGAUUGUAAAUAUUAAAUUUAGUGUAAAAAAAUUAAUUACAUAUGAUUUAUUAAACAAGUUUAUCUAUUUACAUAUUUCGAGUAUAAAACAUUUGUA